Fonsecaea multimorphosa CBS 102226 is the source of this 2019-nucleotide messenger RNA. RefSeq lists its product as uncharacterized. The record is from RefSeq and is a predicted model, not a curated record. Bases 1 to 2019 code for a protein of 672 amino acids. NCBI's taxonomy places the organism in Eukaryota, Fungi, Ascomycota, Eurotiomycetes, Chaetothyriales, Herpotrichiellaceae. The transcript has 3 exons.
AUGUCUGCUCUUCUCACUGCCGGCCUUGUAGCCGCUCUUGCUGCCUCCCCAGUGGCAGCGUUCUGGCGGCUGCCAUGCAAAUCCCCAAUUGUCGUCGAGCGGGCCGACCCUAUUGUUAGUCCUGGUGUGGUGUCUGGCCACUUGCACACGAUCAUGGGAGGAAACGGAUUUGAUUUCACCAUGACCUAUAACUCGACACAGGAGUCUACUUGUUCUUCUUGCACAGUGAAAGGAGAUUUCAGCAACUACUGGAUCCCAGCCUUGUUCUUCCAGCACCCAAAUGGGACUUUCGAAAGCGUCGACCAGGUCGGUGGUGCCACUGUAUACUACCUGCAACGGCAGGGCGACGGAGAGACUCUGAAAGCAUUCCCUCCUGGCUUCCGCAUGGUUGCCGGAAAUCCUUUCAAGCGCACUGGGGGCGAUGAUUUCGCAUCUCAAGCCAUCAGCUACAACUGCCUCGACUACAACGCUGCGGCUAAGCCAGAAACCCCCAACUUCCCCAACUACAAUUGCCCCGAUGGGCUUCGAUCUCAAGUCUUCUUCCCAUCUUGCUGGAAUGGAAAGGACUUGGACUCCCCCAAUCACAGCUCUCACGUCUCUUAUCCUGCCAAUGCUUACAAUGAUGGUCCAUGCCCGGCCGAUUUCCCGGUCCAUCUGAUCUCCAUCUUCUACGAAGUCAUCUGGGAUACUGGGAAAUUCGCCGAUCAGUGGUAUGGCGAUUCGCAACCGUUCGUCUGGUCGAUGGGUGAUCCUACAGGUUAUGGUCACCAUGGUGAUUUCGUCAUGGGCUGGGAUCCUGAUUUGCUCCAGUCUGCUGUUGACCAGUGCACCAACCUCAGCGGCCAGGUUGAGGAUUGCCCGGUUUUUGACCUCAUCCCUGAUGCUCAGGCAGAAGGCUGCCGUAUCGAACCUGAAGUCGACGAGCAAGUCAGCGGCCUGCUCACAGCCUUGCCUGGUUGCAAUCCCGUUCAGCCUGGCCCUACAGCCACUCCUCAAUCUGGCUGCGGUGCGACCACCACUAUCUCUCCCUCCAACGCGACCUUUUUCACCGACCUGACCAGCCAGGGAUGGGCGUAUAUGGGAUGCGGAACCGACAACUACUAUAACCGUAUUUUGACUGGUGCAAGCGAGUCCAACGCUCAAAUGACCAACGAGAACUGUGUUGCUUUCUGCGAGAGCAAGGGUUUCUCCAUCGCCGGUUCUGAGUACUCAGACGAAUGUUAUUGCGGCAACUCCAUUCCUGCUAGCGGCGAGCCUGUUCCUGGCGUUGUUGGGGACUGCACCAUGACUUGUGCUGGCGAUGACUCCGAGUUCUGCGGUGGUUCGGGAACCAUCUCUCUUUACCAGAAAUGCUCAGGCGACUCAUGCACAAACGCUCAGUUUGGUCCUAGUGGCUCAGCCGCAGUUCAAGUCGCCAAUCCCCCAUCAGCCGGCUCCUCCUCUUCUUCUGCUGAUGUUGCUGCUUCCGCUGCUCCUUCAACAUCCUCAAGUGGUCCUUACACGGCGCCUAGCUCUCCAACCACCCUUGCCACGAUUGCGACCUCGAGCGCUACGGCUCCGACAGAAACGCCUGAGUCGGCAGCAUCCACCCUGGUUUCGCCUGCCGAGACCUCAUCGUCUCUGUCUUCACCUGCUUCUUCCGCAACACCCUCGACAUCCAACCCAUCCUGGUCCUACACUGGCUGCUUCACGGACACGGUCAACCCACGCACCCUCCCGAACUGGUCCAACUUCAACGGCCCCAACAUGAGCAACGCCGCUUGCGUCUCGUUCUGUGAUUCGCGUGGAUAUACCGUUGCGGGCACCGAGUACGCCGGACAGUGUUUCUGUGGGGACGAGAUCACCACUCCAGUAUUGGAUGACAGCAGCUGCAACAUGGCAUGCACUGGGUCGGUCGGGGAGAUGUGCGGAGGACCCGGUGCGCUUAGUGUCUGGACGAAGAGCGAUUCCGGCAGCAAGAUGAUGGCCAAGAGGCAGCAGCUCAACUACAAGCCAUUGAGGAAGAUUGUGAAGUUUUGA